AUGCGGAGGAUUAUCGUACUCACAGGUGCCACCGGCUCAUGCAAGACAGCGGUGGCUACUGCUCUGGCUCGCAGACUCCCGCAGCUGUCGUCGCCGCUCCCAGUCGAGCUCCCGCGGCUGGUCUCGCUUGAUGCUGUCCAGGUCUUCCGUGGCCCUCACAUUGGCGCGGCAAGUCCGUCGCCGGAGCAGCUAGAGGAGGCGCCGACGGCGCUCGUCGCCUGUCGCGGGCUGGAUGAGGGCGUCUCGGCUGGUCACCUUGCUGCCGAGGCGACAGAGGCGUGUCGCCGUCUCCUGGAUGCUGGCCUCGUGCCAGUUGUUGUCGGUGGCUCGGGCUUGUACAUGGACUGGUUCAUCGACGGGCCGCAGGGCUCUCCGCUGGCGGACCCGGCUGUCCGGGCCCGGAUCGAGGCCGAGGUCGCUGCUCGCCCUCAGUGGGAGCACUGGCUCGGCAAGGUUGCCGCAGCGUCGCCUCUCCGAGCCGAGAGGCUAGUCCGCGGCGACUGGGUCAAGAUGCGCCGCGCGCUGGAGAUUGUGGCAUCGGGCGCUGCCGCCAUCCCCGAGCCGCCGCGGACGCCGCUGGCGGAGCGGCUCGACGCCUCGGUCUGUGUCUUUAAUCUACACUGGCCGCGCCUCGACCACCUGCGGCUUGUGGAUGCCCGAUGCGAAGACAUGGUCGCCGCCGGACUACUCCCCGAAGUGCUCGACCUUGUGGUCGGCAACCGGGUCGGUUCCGAGUGGGCGCUGGACGUGCCGUACGCCGGGCCGCCGCUGGAGCCGGGCCACCACGUGGCGGCGGCCAUCGGCUACGCGCAGAGCCUGCCGUUCCUCGCCAAUCUGGUUGCCGAUGCCAAUGCCGGUGUCGCGCCCAAGAUCCUCGCCAAGGCGCUGGGGAGUUUUGUCAAGGACUUUCAGGCCAAGUCGCGCCAGCUGACGCGGAAGCAGAACCGCUGGUUUGCCCGCGACGACUUUCUCUGGCUCCCGCUCGCGGAGCAAAGCCCCGAUGCAGUGGCGGAAACCAUUGCUCGUCUCGCGCUCAGCGAUCUUGCCGACAGCGGCGGCCCGGCCAAAAUGGCCGCCGCCCUCGAGGCUCAGGCCGCCGACAUUGCUGCCGGCGCCGCGCCCUGGAAGAACUCUCCCGACGAUCUCGCGGCGCUGCGCACGUAUCAGGUCCGCCCGACGACACGCGACUUUCCUCGACGGCGUUCUCGCUCGCUCUCGCUCGCCGCACACGUUGCAGGCGCUCCUUGA
Messenger RNA from Thecamonas trahens ATCC 50062, 1248 nucleotides. RefSeq names its product tRNA Delta(2)-isopentenylpyrophosphate transferase. The transcript is spliced from 2 exons. Bases 1 to 1248 code for a protein of 415 amino acids. NCBI's taxonomy places the organism in Eukaryota, Apusomonadida, Apusomonadidae. Gene Ontology annotation, molecular function: tRNA dimethylallyltransferase activity. Gene Ontology annotation, biological process: tRNA modification. The record is from RefSeq and is a predicted model, not a curated record.